Messenger RNA from Plenodomus lingam JN3, 801 nucleotides. RefSeq lists its product as uncharacterized. The record is from RefSeq and is a predicted model, not a curated record. Lineage: Eukaryota; Fungi; Ascomycota; Dothideomycetes; Pleosporales; Leptosphaeriaceae. Gene Ontology annotation, molecular function: mannosyltransferase activity. Gene Ontology annotation, biological process: mannosyl-inositol phosphorylceramide biosynthetic process.
AUGUUACGCGGCCACUUCAUCGUCAAGGGCGUCGCGAUCCUCUCCUUACUGUUCUCCUUCUAUUAUGUCACUUCACAGCGUGCGUUUGAGAACUUCCUCGACACUUUAAACAUCACAUUCGACGACUUUCCCCAAGAGUACGCAAAAGUCCUCAAUGAAUCAGUGGCCAACAAACAGCAACCCCCAGAGGACUUCGACUAUGAAUCGACCUUUAAGCACAUCCAAAUUCCCAGGAUCAUCCAUUACAUCUGGUUCAAAGACCUAUACCCGACUCGCGAAGGCGCCACAAAGAUCCCAUCGGUAGGAUCGCAAUCACCAGAACUCUGCCGCAAGUUCAACCCAAACUACGAAAUCCGCAUGUGGAAUGCAACCAGCGCGCGAGAUCUCCUGGCAGCAGAGUACAGCUGGUUCCUCCCCACGUACGACAACUACAGAUACCCUAUCCAACAGAUCGACGCAUUGAAGUACUUUGCCCUCUACCAUUAUGGCGGCGUCUACAUGGACCUCGACAUUGCUUGUCGACGAAACUUGGACCCGCUGCUCGACUUCCCAGCCUGGUUUCCAGAAGCAUCCCCACUAGGUGUCAACAAUGACUUGAUGGCCGCCGCGCCGCGCCACCCUGUCCUCAAGAGAAUGACUGAACGCCUCUCUGCAUACAACCGCAACUGGAUCUUCCCCUACAUCACCAUAUUCUGGACCACAGGACCGCACUUCACCACUGACAUUCUCCAUGAAUGGUACAGCUCAUCCGAUAGACCAGGAGUUGUCGACGGCAGCAAGAAAAAAGAAGCUGGUAAGUGA